Glycine soja is the source of this 2598-nucleotide messenger RNA. Its product is annotated as (S)-2-hydroxy-acid oxidase GLO1-like. Gene Ontology annotation, molecular function: FMN binding; oxidoreductase activity. The record is from RefSeq and is a predicted model, not a curated record. Lineage: Eukaryota; Viridiplantae; Streptophyta; Magnoliopsida; Fabales; Fabaceae. The transcript is spliced from 11 exons. Bases 1477 to 2388 code for a protein of 303 amino acids. Gene Ontology annotation, cellular component: peroxisome.
CACAUACAUUUGAAUCAAAGGAUGCCUAGGACCGCAUGACACUUGGGGCCAAGUUCAUCCUAUACUGUAGGGUGACCUUAAAUGUUUGGUACCCCACUCUAUCAUUUUUGAGGAAGGAGAGGGAGUGGGAGUGAAUAUGUAAGCAAAGAAAAGAAAAAAAAGAAGAAAAGUAGGCGAAAAAUAGGGUAGAAAUAAGGGUUGUUUGGUUUUAGAGAAAUAGAGUGAAAAUUAAUUUUUGAGAUCAUUUGAUUUAUUAUUAUUAUUAAAGGGAGAGAGGUUUGAAUAAAUAAAAAAAGAGGGAGACAUAACCAUGGAGAGAGACUCAGUUUUUUGAAAAUUGUGUCAUUUCACCUUUUUUUUUUUUUUUAUCUCAUUUGAGCAAUGAAAGUCAUCUUGUGAGUCUCACUGUUUUUUUAAAAACUUUUCCCCUCUUUCAUCUUAAUUUCACUCUUUUCAACUCUUUUUCACUUUCAUUACUCUAAACCCUUGUAAAUGCAAACCAGGAGUGAGGAGACUUUACAAUGCUAGGAGCCAACCACGAACAAAAUCCAUGGUGAAACCAAACCAUAGACCUCCAUCAAAAGAAAAUACCCACAACAUAUUGUGUUUGGUACUAUGUCUUGUAAUCUAUUAAGAUAAAAAAAAAAACGUAAAAACUAACAAAAUACACAUAAUCUAUAUAUAUUAGCUUCACUCUGCCAUCUUAUAACCUUUGACGCAUGCAACAGAAAACCAACACGGACAUACAAAGCCAAAGAUAUGAAAAAAAACAAGUGUGUUCACGAGAUCUUCCACCUGUAAUCCUUCUUUGAGAACCGUGAUAUUGAUCCAUCUAUAAAAAUUAACUUAAACAACAAAUAACAUGGUAGUUGCACCAUUGUAGUUACUGUAAAGAAUGCUGAACAUCAAGUGAUAUAAAGUGUAGCACUUUGCCCAUGAGAUGAUGAUCAUUGCACUCUAGUUUCAGACUUUAAUACGAUACAUUGGAUGGUUGAUCUAAAUCUAAUGGACGUAAGUUUUCAACCUAACGAAGUUAUGCAGAUUGCAGAUCAAGGGGUUAAAAAUUCGUUUCUGUUUUUGUUUUUUAUUACAUUAUAAACCCUUCUGACCAAGGAAAAGGUGAGACAAAGAAGGGAGUAAAAUUAUAACUAAAACAAAUGGAGCAAUCAGAAUUUCGAAUACACCUAAUGCACAAAGGAGCACAACCUCAGUUUUAAUCUCGUUCUUUUUUUGUUGGGGGUAAAAAACGCAAUUAAGCUUAAAAAAAGUAUACUCAUCAUUUUGUCCCUAUGCAAUUUCUUUAUUAUUUCCUCUUGCACAUGUUUCUUUGGCUCUGUUACUGUGUUACAUGCCUUGUGACUCUUUAACUUUUCUCCACACUUUUUCCUGUUCCUUCUGAGCUUUAUCGUAUUCCUUACCUUGGCUGCUUGGUAUUCCAAACCAAAGCAGAUCCUGCGGACGUCAUAAGAAAAUCUUAUGAAGAUGGAUAUGAUAACUAAUGUUACCGAGUAUGAGGCAAUUGCAAAGGAAAAUUUGCCAAAGAUGGUUUAUGACUUCUAUGCAUCAGGGGCAGAGGAUCAGUGGACUUUGAAAGAGAACCGAAAUGCAUUCUCAAGGAUUCUGUUCCGGCUGCGUAUUCUUGUUGAUUUAAGCAAGAUAGACUUGACUACAACUGUAUUGGGCUUCAAAAUAUCAAUGCCUAUCAUGAUUGCUCCAACAGCCAAGCAAAAGAUGGCUCACCCUGAAGGAGAAUUAGAUACUGCUAGAGCAGCAUCAGCAGCUGGCACAAUCAUGACACUAUCCUCAACUGCUACUUCCAGUGUCGAGGAGGUUGCUUCAACAGGUCCCGGCAUUCAUUUUUUCAACUUUAUAACUCAGUGCUAUAUUGCCAUGGCAAUUGCCCUUACUGUGGACAGUCCAGUUCUUGGUCGUAGGGAGGCUGACAUCAAAAACAGAUUUACAUUGCCGCCAAACAUGGUAUUUAAGAAUUUUGAAAGAUUGGAUCUUGGAAAGCUGGACAAGACUCGUGACUCUGUUGUUACCACUUAUGUUGCUGGACUAUUUGAUCGGUCACUCAACUGGAAGGAUAUCAAAUGGCUCCUUACAAUAACUUCAUUGCCAAUUUUAUUAAAGGGUGUACUUACUGUUGAAGAUACAAGGGUAGCCAUACAAGCUGGAGCUGCUGAGAUCAUUGUUUCCAAUCAAGGAGCUCGGCAACUUGACUAUGCCCCUGCUACUAUUAUGGCUUUGGAAGAGAUUGGUAGACCUGUGAUGUUUUCAUUGGCUGCUGAUGGCGAGGCUGGUGUAAGAAAAGUACUUCAAAUGCUUGUUGAUGAGUUAGAAGUAACUAUGGCACUAAGUGGUUGUCAUUCACUCAAGGAGAUAUAACGCGUGACCAUGUUGUCACAAAAUGGGAUCGUCCAAGAUUUAUUCCCAUGGCAGGAUAUCACCUUGUUAAGCUAUAUUCUAAGAUAGGAAUUGUAGAAUAACCUUUUAUCUUAUUUCAUGCUUCAAUGGAAAACUUUGUUGUUACAAUGAGUCUUGCAUUAGCCAUCCAUUAAUAAUUUCUACUUCUUUAUUUUCAUUUCUUGGCAAAAA